AUAAAAACCCCAGCCACAAACCCUAUCCUUCUUGUUCUUCCAAGAUAAGACCAGAUCUUCUGUGGAGAGGGGAGGGAGAGAGAGAUGGGAGUAGUGGUCUUGGAUGGCUCUACGGUCCGGGCGUUCGUCGGCGACGAGGCGGCCUUCCAGAAGAGCGUCGACGAGCGGUUCGCCUCCCUGGACAUCAACGGCGACGGCGUGCUCUCCCGGGCGGAGCUCCGCCGGGCUCUGGAGACGUUCCGGCUCCUGGAGACUCACUUCGGGGUGGACGUGGUGACCCCCCCAGGGGAGGUCGCCGCCCUCUACGACUCCAUCUUCGAGCAAUUCGACUGCGACCACAGCGGCACCGUCGACCUGGAGGAGUUCCGGCAGGAGAUGCGUCGGAUCAUGCUCGCCAUUGCCGACGGCCUCGGCUCGUCUCCGAUCCAGAUCGCCGUCGAAGACGACGGCCAGAGCUUCCUCCAGAAGGCCGCCGACCUCGAGGCCGCCAAGAUCGCCGGGGUAGCGAUGUAAGUCUGGUUGCUGCCGUCUUAAACCACCACCGCGGAGUACUGGAUCUUUAUGGAGAGUACUGUUAUAUAUAGUCGGUGGGACCGGGAGGGUACGCGGAUGAGUUUUUUUUGUACAGGGGGUGUUUGUAAUGUUUAUACGGGUUUAUGUAUAGUGGGUGUUUGUAAUGUUUAUACGGUGGUCGUGGUCGGUGGGACGUGUCAUUCGCCCCACUUCGUUUGUCUACUCAAUGGUGUGUAUGUUUAUCUAUCUUACAAGUUUAAUUAUGUUCAAAUAAAUAAAACAAACUUUUCUCUA
Elaeis guineensis (African oil palm) is the source of this 807-nucleotide messenger RNA. RefSeq lists its product as uncharacterized. Lineage: Eukaryota; Viridiplantae; Streptophyta; Magnoliopsida; Arecales; Arecaceae. Gene Ontology annotation, molecular function: calcium ion binding. The record is from RefSeq and is a predicted model, not a curated record.